UUGUAAUCUUUUAGAAAACAAGUACACAAGCUCUUCCUUGAACAGUCGUGAAUUUUUUAUAACAUCUGUUUACUUAAUUUAAAAAAAAUGUGUAGCUAUGAAGAUUAACAAUGGACCUUAACUGGAUAUAAAUUCAGACAUAUAUAGGAUCCGUCUUAAUCUCAGUCAACCCUUUCAAGCAGAUGCCAUAUUUUGGGGAUAAGGAAAUUGAAAUGUACCAAGGAGCGGCACAGUACGAAAACCCACCCCACAUCUAUGCGCUUGCAGAUAAUAUGUACAGAAACAUGAUCAUUGACCGAGAGAACCAGUGUGUCAUCAUCAGUGGUGAAAGUGGUGCUGGAAAGACAGUGGCGGCCAAAUACAUCAUGAGUUAUGUCUCCAGAGUGUCUGGAGGAGGCCCCAAAGUCCAGCACGUCAAGGACAUCAUCCUGCAGUCCAACCCGCUGCUGGAGGCCUUCGGCAACGCCAAGACCGUCCGGAACAACAAUUCCAGCCGAUUUGGAAAAUACUUUGAAAUCCAGUUCAGUCCAGGUGGGGAACCAGAUGGUGGAAAGAUCUCCAACUUCCUUCUGGAAAAAUCUAGGGUGGUGAUGAGGAACCCUGGAGAGCGGAGUUUUCACAUAUUUUACCAGCUCAUCGAGGGCGCCUCUGCCGACCAGAAGCAGAGCCUGGGCAUCACCAGCAUGGACUAUUACUACUACCUGAGCCUCUCCGGGUCCUACAAGGUGGAUGACAUUGAUGACAAGCGGGAGUUUCAGGAAACUCUGCACGCGAUGAACGUGAUCGGGAUCUUCGCGGAGGAGCAGGCGCUGGUGCUGCAGAUCGUGGCAGGCGUGCUCCACCUGGGAAACAUCAGCUUCAAAGAAGUCGGCAACUACGCCGCAGUGGAGAGUGAAGAGUUUUUGGCUUUUCCUGCCUAUCUCCUGGGGAUAAACCAGGACCGGUUGAAAGAAAAGCUGACGAGCCGGCAGAUGGAUAGCAAGUGGGGAGGCAAGUCGGAGUCCAUCCACGUGACACUCAACGUGGAGCAGGCCUGCUACACCAGGGACGCCCUCGCCAAGGCCCUGCACUCCCGCGUCUUUGAUUUCUUGGUGGAUUCCAUCAACAAAGCGAUGGAGAAGGACCAUGAAGAAUACAACAUCGGCGUUCUGGACAUCUACGGCUUUGAAAUAUUCCAGAAAAAUGGCUUUGAACAGUUUUGUAUCAAUUUUGUUAAUGAAAAAUUACAGCAGAUUUUUAUUGAACUGACAUUAAAGGCCGAACAGGAAGAAUAUGUUCAAGAGGGAAUAAGAUGGACGCCCAUAGAGUACUUCAAUAACAAAAUCGUGUGUGACCUCAUAGAGAACAAAGUUAACCCUCCUGGGAUCAUGAGCAUCCUGGAUGACGUGUGCGCCACGAUGCACGCGGUGGGUGAGGGGGCGGACCAGACGCUGCUGCAGAAACUCCAGAUGCAGAUCGGGAAUCAUGAGCACUUCAACAGCUGGAACCAAGGCUUCAUUAUUCACCAUUAUGCUGGGAAGGUAUCCUAUGACAUGGAUGGCUUUUGUGAAAGGAACCGUGAUGUGCUUUUUAUGGAUCUGAUAGAGCUUAUGCAGAGCAGUGAGCUACCUUUUAUAAAGUCUUUAUUUCCGGAAAAUCUGCAAGCUGACAAGAAAGGGCGCCCAACUACUGCCGGAAGCAAAAUAAAGAAACAAGCCAAUGACCUUGUGAGCACCCUGAUGAAAUGUACACCUCACUACAUCCGCUGCAUAAAACCAAACGAAACCAAGAAGCCCAAGGACUGGGAGGAAAGCAGGGUAAAGCACCAAGUAGAAUACCUGGGUCUGAAAGAAAACAUCCGAGUGAGAAGAGCUGGUUAUGCCUAUCGGCGCAUCUUCAAAAAAUUCCUGCAAAGGUAUGCCAUUCUGACCAAAGCCACCUGGCCCUCGUGGAGAGGAGACGAGAAGCAAGGUGUCCUCCACCUGCUGCAGUCCGUCAACAUGGACAGCGACCAGUUCCAGCUCGGGAGGAGCAAAGUGUUCAUCAAAGCGCCCGAGUCUCUGUUUCUUCUGGAGGAAAUGAGAGAGAGGAAGUAUGAUGGGUAUGCCCGAGUGAUACAGAAAUCCUGGAGGAAGUUCGCGGCCCGGAAGAAAUACGUCCAAAUGAGGGAAGAAGCCUCAGACCUCCUGCUGAACAAGAAGGAGAGGAGGAGAAACAGCAUCAACAGGAACUUCAUCGGGGAUUAUAUUGGGAUGGAGGAGCACCCAGAACUCCAGCAGUUCGUGGGCAAGAGAGAGAAGAUCGAUUUUGCAGACACAGUGACCAAGUACGACAGGAGGUUCAAGGGCAUAAAGCGCGACUUGAUUCUUACUCCGAAGUGCUUGUACCUAAUUGGCCGAGAAAAGGUCAAACAGGGCCCAGACAAAGGCCAAGUGAAGGAAGUGCUGAAGCGGAGAAUCGAGAUGGAGAGGAUCUUGUCCGUGUCCCUCAGUACGAUGCAAGAUGACAUUUUUAUUCUUCACGAGCAAGAGUAUGACAGUUUGCUUGAAUCCGUCUUCAAAACUGAAUUCUUAAGCCUCUUAGCAAAGCGUUAUGAGGAAAAAACCCAGAAACAACUACCUCUGAAAUUUAGCAACACGCUUGAACUCAAGUUGAAAAAAGAGAACUGGGGCCCCUGGAGUGCCGGGGGCUCCCGGCAGGUGCAGUUCCACCAAGGCUUCGGGGACCUGGCCAUCCUCAAGCCCAGCAACAAAGUGCUGCAGGUCAGCAUCGGACCCGGGCUGCCCAAGAACUCCCGUCCCACCAGGAGGAACACCACCCAAAGCAGAGGUUAUUCCAGUCAGACUCACAAUGCCAACUACCCGAUGAGAGCUGCCCCUCCCCCGCCAGGAUACCAUCAGAAUGGAGUCAUCAAAAACCAGUUUGUGCCACACCCGCAUGCUCCUGGAAACCAGCGGUCCAAUCAGAAAAGCCUGUACACCUCCAUGGCCCGCCCACCCCUGCCCCGACAGCAGUCCACGGGCUCAGACCGCACGUCCCAGAUGCCGGAGAGCUUGGAUUUCCUCAAGGUCCCAGACCAGGGUGUGGCAGGGGUCCGGAGACAGACGACCAGCAGGCCCAAUCCAGCAGGGGGCAGACCCAAGCCCCAGCCCAAGCCCAAGCCUCAGGUGCCACAGUGCAAGGCUCUGUAUGCCUACGACGCUCAGGACACAGACGAACUCAGCUUCAAUGCCAAUGACAUUAUCGACAUUAUCAAAGAAGGUAAGUGCAUGGCUGGCUGGCUGGGACAGCCUCCCAGAGAGCAUGCAGUCUCCCUGCUAUCAAACUAGUUUAAACCUGAAGGGAACUUGUAGGCUCCUCUAACUGGAACUUGCAGAGGUAGCCACAUUCCAGCCUCAGUUUGAUCAAGACUCCAGAUUCUAUUUUUUAAUUUUUAUUUCAGAGAGGAAGGAAGGAAAGAAU
Myotis lucifugus (little brown bat) is the source of this 3441-nucleotide messenger RNA. It is a transcript of the gene MYO1E, whose product is annotated as myosin IE. Gene Ontology annotation, molecular function: actin filament binding; microfilament motor activity; ATP binding. Bases 183 to 3308 code for a protein of 1041 amino acids. The record is from RefSeq and is a predicted model, not a curated record. Gene Ontology annotation, cellular component: cytoplasm; plasma membrane; myosin complex. Gene Ontology annotation, biological process: vesicle transport along actin filament; actin filament organization. The transcript is spliced from 25 exons. NCBI's taxonomy places the organism in Eukaryota, Metazoa, Chordata, Mammalia, Chiroptera, Vespertilionidae.